Molecule: messenger RNA, 2243 nt
Organism: Bombus huntii
Lineage: Eukaryota; Metazoa; Arthropoda; Insecta; Hymenoptera; Apidae
Gene: MFS9
Product: vesicular glutamate transporter 1
Exons: 11
Coding region: 524-2074 (516 amino acids)
Biological process (GO): monoatomic anion transport; transmembrane transport
Cellular component (GO): plasma membrane
Molecular function (GO): transmembrane transporter activity
Source: RefSeq, a predicted model, not a curated record
CUAUCGUUCGGAUCAUGAUAAUCAUUUCAGACACGAUCGCGAGCACACCUCAUUGACACCGCUAGGAUUAAAAGUCUUUACCGUUUAUGGAUAACUCGCGUAUUUUAGUGCAAAACGCAAAGACAUCUGUUGUGCGGGAAUAACGAGUAUAUUUAGAUAUAGCGUAAAAAUUAGUAAAUUAAAUUAAUAUGAUCGAACUUAGAUCGAGAUACUAAAAUCACAGUGACACUAAAGUAUGUUAUAGUCGAUUCUAAAAAUAUAUUAAUCGUAAUAAAAACAAAAAGAAUUCUAUUGAUCACCUUUAAGUUUCUUAGAAAAUCGCGAUAUGUGUCGAACACAGUUACUAUAAAUAUCAUCUGGAACAAUUCUCAAGCUAUUCUUUGUUAUCGGCAGAUCUCGAUGGAUCUGUUUUUGUUAAAUAACAGAACAGGAAGUGGCUUCAGUUGAAUUGUGAAUACGCAGAGGUGCACGUGUGUCACAACUGUUGCUUUGCGUAACAGGUUGUCGCGAUACAUACGGCGAAAUGCCUUGGGAAUAUGUCAAUAGAAUGCCUAUGGAUACUGAUGUGCUUGAAAGAUUAAUUUUAUAUUCGGAUAAGGAAACGAUGGAGAGAAAGAAAUCCUCGGUUGAGACUGUCAAGGAUACAAAAUACGGAACCGUCAAAUACGAAGAUGAACUCAUACCAUCCUGGAAGUUUUGGAAAAAAAGACGAUACGUAGUUGGAGUAUUAGCAUUUUUUGGAUUUUUUACGUCCUACAUUCUUCGUGUAAAUUUAAGCGUAGCCAUUGUCGCAAUGACCGCGAAGGUUCACAAAAUCGAUAAAAAUGGAACCGAAUAUUUUGAACAAGAAUUCGACUGGGAUUCGAAAACACAAGGGCUGGUUUUAAGUUCCUUUUUCUACGGAUACAUAAGUACUCAAUUACUGGGAGGAUGGCUUGGCGCACGUAUUGGCGGAAAAAGAGUUUUUGGUAUUGGAAUCGCCACUACAGCUUUUCUUACAAUUAUCACACCACCCCUAGCCAGAAUGAGCGUUUACAUUUUGGUUGCUUUGCGAAUAGUGGAAGGAAUUUGCGAGGGUGUAACAUAUCCUUGCAUACAUGCAAUAUGGGCACAGUGGGCACCUCCCUUGGAAAGAUCAAAAUUAGCGACUCUUGCAUUCUCCGGAAGUUUCUUUGGAACUGUAUUUGCUAUGCCGGUUGCCGGUUUAAUGGCUGAACACCUUGGCUGGGCUUCUGUUUUUUACGUUUUUGGAGCAGCAGGUCUUGUUUGGUUUUUUUACUGGUGGAUAAUCGUGAAGGAUAAACCGGAGGACGAUACAUCUAUUUCUGAAGCUGAACUUGAAUAUAUUAAAAGUAGCCUUGGAAAUGCGAAUAAAGAAGAGAAAAUUACACAUCCAUGGAAAGCUAUGCUCACAUCUCCACCAGUUUGGGCAAUCGUUGCAGCUCAUUUUAGCGAAAAUUGGGGUUUUUACACCAUGCUUACUCAGUUACCGACAUUUAUGAAUGAUGUACUGGAUUUCAAAUUGGAUAAAACUGGAUAUUUAUCUGCACUACCGUAUCUAGCUAUGACUCUCGUUGUUCAAUUUUCUGGACACUUAGCAGAUUAUCUCAGAACAGAGAAAAUCCUAUCGACUACGCAGGUGCGUAAGUUAUUUAAUUGCGGAGCUUUUGUAUUUCAAACGAUAUUCAUGACUUGUACAGGUUUUAUCUUAACGCCAACGGGGGUGGUUAUUUGUAUCACUAUAGCAGUUGGCCUUGGUGGCUUUGCUUGGUCCGGCUUUGGAGUAAAUCAUUUGGAUAUUGCUCCUAAGCAUGCCAGUGUGCUUAUGGGAAUAGGAAAUACUGUUGCUACCUUACCUGGAGUUGUGAGCCCUAUUAUUACUGGAUAUAUUGUCCAAAAUAAAAGUGCUGCAGAAUGGAGGAUAGUUUUUAUUAUUGCUGGUGCAGUUUAUUUGAUAGGAGCUGUGAUAUAUGGUUUAUACGCAUCUGGUGAAAAACAAAGUUGGGCAGAAAGAAGUGAUGAAGAAUCAAAGAGAUCUUAUGAUAAUCCAGCAAUGGAAAUAGAUAAUUUGUAGUAUGAAACAAAUUAAAUUUACUAACAGUUACAUCAGUAUUUAUAAUAUAUGUAUAUAAUAUACAUGAAUGUCUGGCUCGAAGCUAAAGUAGUUGUGAUUAUUUUUAUUGAGGUAGUUGUGAUUAUUUUAUUAUACAUUAAUAUAAUACACAUGAAUAACUUUUUUUCUA